CACCCCUCAUUAUCACUUCCCCACCGAUCGACUGUGCCGGUGCCACCAUACCCUGGCUUGGAGUCCUCGCCUUCCCAGUUGCGUCAUCUGAGCGACCGCUAACUCGCUCUGCACGACGUCGCGUGCACUAUCUUCCCUGUCGGCAUCUCGAUAGUGUCUGAUACAAGCUUCUGUUCCUGGGUUUGGGUCGCUUUUGGGCGUUGUGGUCCGAUACGGGUUGGCAUGCUCGGGAUUUGAGCUGGGUGGCCUUGGGUGCGUGGGUGGGAGCUUUGCAAGCUCCUGCGAGGAAGAUGGCUCCAUUCACUCUUUUGUCCUUGUUCCAUUCUUUACCCUCUACAAUACCUACAUUUUCGCUGCGCCUCCUCGUCAUGUUAUCACUGCUACGGCUGGCUUGUGCCUUGCUCCUGCCACCCCUGCUCGACCAAGCUGCAGCCAAUCCGCUACCUCGCGCUCGGCAGCACUAUGCGCCCGACUCUCUAGGUGCUGUUGCUAGUGAGAGUAGUAUCUGCAGCAGUAUUGGUAUAGACCUUCUGCGCCAAGGUGGUAAUGCAGCGGAUGCGCUUGUCGGCACGGUCUUUUGCGUUGGUGUCAUCGGAUGCUACCAUAGCGGCAUUGGUGGUGGAGGCUUCAUGCUUGUUCGGAGCUCAAAUGGCAGCUAUGAGUUCAUCGACUUUAGAGAAACUGCCCCUGCCGCCGCCUAUCAAGACAUGUACAACAAUAAUACGAAUGCGAGCAUCUAUGGUGGAUUGGCUAGGUACGUCUUGGUCAGCAACGGCCGAAGGGGGAACUGACCAAGUCGUAGCGGAGUUCCAGGAGAGGUUCGAGGUCUGGCUCAUUUGCACAGCAACUAUGGAAAGCUUCCAUGGAAAUCUGUGAUGGCGGGGGCCAUCAAAACUGCAAGAUAUGGGUGGCCAGUAUCAGCGGAUCUGGUGCGGUAUAUGGCGUCUGCCAACGCGUCUGCUCUCGUGCCAAACUUCCUGGUUGAUGAUCCCAACUGGGCCCUCGACUUUGCUCCCAAUGGGACUUUACUCGGUCUUGGCGAUACCAUCACGAGGAAGAGGUACGCGAAUACUCUGGAAUCCAUUGCAAAUGAAGGACCAGAUGCCUUCUACAACGGACCUAUAGCAGAGGCUACCAUCGCUGCCCUGCAAGCUCAAAAUGGAACUAUGACGGUCGGAGACCUGCAGAACUAUACUGUGGCAAUCCGACCACCAGCAAACAUCACCUACCGUGGCUAUCGCAUGUUCAGCUGCAGUGCUCCGAGCUCGGGAGAAGUGGCUCUGUCAGUCAUGAAGACUCUCGAGGGCUACACUGAUUUCUUCACAGACGGGAGGGUCAACCUCAGUACCCAUAGAAUGGAUGAGGCAAUGAGGUUCGGGUACGGUGAGAGGACGAACCUAGGGGAUCCGUCGUUUAUGAAGAACAUCUCUGCUUACCAGACCGAGAUGUUGUCCGCCCAGUCUGCGGCCGACAUCCGGAGCAAGAUCUCCGACACCCACACACUGAAUGUUUCGGCAUACGAUCCAUCAGGCAUCGAAUCUCUGGAAACUCCAGGGACAUCUCAUGUGGUCACGGCAGAUGCUUCUGGCCUGGCCAUCUCCCUGACCACAACGGUCAAUUUGUUGUUCGGCUCGAAUCUCAUGGUGCCGGAGACCGGAGUCAUUAUGAACAAUGAGAUGAACGAUUUCUCCAUUCCCGGCUCUUCUAAUGCCUUCGGGUACGUACCAAGCCCGAGCAACUAUAUUCGUCCGGGCAAAAGGCCGCUGUCCUCAAUCUCGCCAACGAUAGUGGAAUUUCCCAACGGUACUCUAUACUAUGUGAUUGGAGCAGCUGGAGGCUCCAGGAUCAUCACUGCUACCAUCCAGAACCUGAUACAUGUGCUCGAUCAGAACUUGACGGUGCCUCAGGCACUGGCACAGCCUCGGCUUCACGACCAACUGAUCCCCAAUCAGGUCAUGUUCGAAUAUGCCUACGACAAUGAGACAAUUGCAUUCAUGAAAGCGCGCGGCCACAACAUCACAUGGGUGGCUCCCGGCUUAUCCACCGCCCAGGGAUUGAGGCGUCUUGGGAAUGGAACCUUCGAAGCUGCCGGCGAACCGCGUCAGGAAUCAUCAGCUGGUUAUGCCAUAUGAUCACCUUGCAAGCGGCCUCAACGACAUGCUCGUGAUGUAUGACUGAGGCGGCGUGUCAUGAUGAUAGAAGUAUCUCAAAGCGCUUGACGGUUCUCCAUGUUUGGAUCCGACGAGGAUUUCUCGAAAUCAAUCAUCAGGACGUGUUUACGAGAAGGUGUUGCCUGACAGGCAAUCCUCAGUAUUUCUGGCUCUCUCUGGAUAAUCACAUAAGGUCCAUGCACCACUGCGACGAGAAAUGCUUCAAUAAUUGGUUUUCUUCUGCUCGAUCUCGAUCAAGGGCGUUGCGAUGAACUACGGGCUCGUAGGAGCCUGUGUUUUGCUACGCAGGCGGGCCGCUCGAUAUAAGUGUCCAAUCAGCACACCGGCGUGCUACUCAUCGAACAUCUCAGCGCUAAACCCAACAGCCUUCUG
Messenger RNA from Exophiala xenobiotica, 2543 nucleotides. Its product is annotated as gamma-glutamyltransferase, variant. The coding region runs from base 876 to 2132 and encodes 418 amino acids. The transcript is spliced from 2 exons. Gene Ontology annotation, molecular function: glutathione gamma-glutamate hydrolase. Gene Ontology annotation, cellular component: plasma membrane. Gene Ontology annotation, biological process: glutathione catabolic process. The record is from RefSeq and is a predicted model, not a curated record. Lineage: Eukaryota; Fungi; Ascomycota; Eurotiomycetes; Chaetothyriales; Herpotrichiellaceae.